This is a messenger RNA of Scleropages formosus (Asian bonytongue), 1695 nucleotides long. RefSeq names its product procollagen C-endopeptidase enhancer 2b (gene pcolce2b). Gene Ontology annotation, molecular function: collagen binding; protein binding; peptidase activator activity. The record is from RefSeq and is a predicted model, not a curated record. The coding region runs from base 1 to 1257 and encodes 418 amino acids. NCBI's taxonomy places the organism in Eukaryota, Metazoa, Chordata, Actinopteri, Osteoglossiformes, Osteoglossidae. The transcript has 9 exons.
AUGCGGAGUGCGAACGUGGCGCUCUGCGCUCUGUCUCUGUUCGCGCUCGUGCUCGCGGCGGUCCGCGCGCACUCCCAGCGCAGGCCUGUAUUCACUUGUGGUGGAAACAUCACGGGGGAUUCCGGGGUCAUUGGUAGUCAGGGCUAUCCAGGCGUGUACCCCCCAAAUACCAAGUGUGUUUGGAGAAUCACGGUUCCCGAAGGAAAAGUGGUCAUCCUGUCGUUUCGCUCCAUCGACCUGGAAAACGACAACCUUUGCAGGUAUGACUUUGUGGACGUCUACAGCGGGCACACGCACGGCCACCGGCUCGGCCGCUUCUGUGGGACCUACAGACCGGGUGCCCUCGUGUCCACCAGCAACAAGAUGAUGGUGCAGAUGGUGUCCGAUGCCAACACGGCUGGGAGCGGCUUCAUGGCCGUUUUCUCCGCUGGCAAGCCCCAUGAACGAGGGGACCAGUACUGCGGUGGCCGUCUGCAGAAGCCAUCGGGGUCCUUCAAGACACCUAACUGGCCAGAGAAGGACUACCCAGCAGGUGUCACCUGCUCCUGGCACAUUGUGGCUCCUAAAAACCAGAUCAUUGAAGUGAAGUUUGAGAAGUUUGACGUGGAGCGAGAUAACUACUGCCGAUACGACUACGUGGCGAUUUUCAACGGGGCAGAAGUAAACGACGCGAAAAGAAUCGGCAAAUAUUGCGGGGAUAGUCCUCCGACGCCAGUGUUCUCUGAUGGGAACCAGCUCUUCAUUCAGUUCCUCUCGGAUCUGAGUCUGACAGCGGAUGGUUUUAUUGGCCAUUACAAGUUCAGGCCCAAGAAGUUCCCCACCACAACCGCGCCUCCAGCCACCACAACCGCAUCGGCUGCAACGAGAACGACAACGUUGAAGUACUCGGCUGCGCUCUGUCAGCAGAAGUGCAAGAGAAAUGGGACCCUGGAAAGCCAUUACUGCGCCAGCAACUUUGUGAUAACGGGCACAGCCAUCACCGCAGUCACACGUGGUGGGAGCACUUACGCCACCAUCUCCAUCAUCACCAUCUACAAACAGGGUGGUCUUGCCAUCCAGCAGGCAGGCAAGACCAUGAUCACCAAAAUUAUCGUUUUGUGCAAGAAAUGCCCCUUCAUCAGACGAGGUCUGAGCUACAUCCUCAUGGGCCAGGCAGAUGAGGACGGUCGCGGGAGGGUGGCCCCGCACCACUUUACGACUCCUCUCAGGGCCAAGAGUCAGAAAAGCCUGAACGUGCUGAAGAACAAGCGCUGCUGAGCUGACCACCCACGGGCUCUUCCGUCUGUCCCGGCGCACUUCAGAAACACGUCUCCUCUCCUCUCCUUUCCUUCAGCCGCCUCUGAGGAGACUCCCUGCAGAAUAGUGCCUGCGCCACUAGGGUAACUAAAACAUGUCAUCCGAUGGGUAUAAGCAGUUUGGGUGGCAUUAGAAAUUAGGCUCAUCGUUACGAGCAGAACAGAUCAUGUUAGUCAGCUUGGAAUCCGUCUCUGUGCUGUAUGUCCUGUAGCGCUUCUUCAGGACGCAGUGUCUAAAAGCGACGUUCUGAAUACUAAAGAGUGUGUGUUCAUGCCGUGCUGAGUGAAAGGAAUGGAAAUCCUUCCAUGUGGUUCCUUAAAGUGCAAUAACUGAAAAACAGUCCUUUGUGCAUAGCAUUUUGGUGUUUUGGUAUGAUUCAGUUCCCUGGCAGAGUUACUC